AUGGGUAUUUCUAGAGACUCUCGUCACAAGCGUGCUGCUACUGGUGCCAAAAGAGCUCAGUUCAGAAAGAAGAGAAAGUUCGAGUUAGGUAGACAACCAGCCAACACCAAGAUUGGUGCUAAGAGAAUCCACACUGUCAGAACCAGAGGUGGUAACCAGAAGUUCAGAGCUUUGAGAGUUGAGACCGGUAACUUCUCUUGGGCUUCCGAGGGUGUUGCCAGAAAGACCAGAAUUGCCUCUGUCGUCUACCACCCAUCUAACAACGAGUUGGUCAGAACUAACACCUUGACCAAGGCCGCUAUUGUCCAGAUCGAUGCCACCCCAUUCAGACAGUGGUUCGAGACUCACUACGGUAAGUCUUUGGGUAAGAAGCAGUCCGAGGAGGAGGUCAAGAGAUCUCACAAGGUCGAGAGAAAGUUGGCUUCUAGAGCUGCUUCCUCUAACGUUGAGUCUGCUGUCGACCACCAGUUCACUGCUGGUAAGUUGUACGCUUGCAUCUCUUCAAGACCAGGUCAGUCCGGUAGAUGUGAUGGUUACAUCUUGGAGGGUGAGGAGUUGGCCUUCUACUUGAGAAGAUUGACCGCUAAGAAAUAA
This is a messenger RNA of Candidozyma haemuli, 594 nucleotides long. It is a transcript of the gene RPS8A, whose product is annotated as 40S ribosomal protein eS8. The record is from RefSeq and is a predicted model, not a curated record. NCBI's taxonomy places the organism in Eukaryota, Fungi, Ascomycota, Pichiomycetes, Serinales, Metschnikowiaceae. The coding region runs from base 1 to 594 and encodes 197 amino acids. Gene Ontology annotation, cellular component: cytosolic small ribosomal subunit; ribosome. The transcript has a single exon. Gene Ontology annotation, biological process: translation; maturation of SSU-rRNA from tricistronic rRNA transcript (SSU-rRNA, 5.8S rRNA, LSU-rRNA). Gene Ontology annotation, molecular function: structural constituent of ribosome.